Messenger RNA from Dacryopinax primogenitus, 978 nucleotides. Its product is annotated as alpha/beta-hydrolase. The record is from RefSeq and is a predicted model, not a curated record. NCBI's taxonomy places the organism in Eukaryota, Fungi, Basidiomycota, Dacrymycetes, Dacrymycetales, Dacrymycetaceae. Gene Ontology annotation, biological process: proteolysis. Gene Ontology annotation, molecular function: serine-type peptidase activity. The transcript is spliced from 3 exons. Bases 26 to 937 code for a protein of 303 amino acids.
GUUCUCCUCAGCCUUGACAGCCAGCAUGCCGUGGACACCGCCCAACCCUCCUCGUGACUUUGUCUACAAGACUGCGUCUGGGGUGCCAAUCCGCCUCUCGCUCUACCUACCUUCUUCGGCACACCCAAAGCCAGCAGCUGGAUUUCCCGUCAUCAUAUGGUUCCACCCCGGUUCAUGGGUCGACGGGUCCCGAGGUGACAUCUCCCGUGUGCAGGUCGCGACCGCACUCGAUGCAGGGUGGGCGUUCGUCAGUGCAGACUAUAGGCUAGCACCACAGGUUAGGGUGCCGGAUCAGCUGGAAGACGCGAAGGAUGCGAUUGCAUGGGUGAGAGCGAGGAAUCUGGAGGGCGUGGAUGCGUUGAAAUUAGUCGUCGCAGGGAGCAGUGCUGGCGGCCUUAUUGCACUCCUCGCUGCACAUCAGCUCGCAAAACCCCCACUGGCUAUGUACGCCGUCUAUCCGGGGUGUGACCUCACCCUGCCCGGCAUGUCCCAGAAAGUACAAUUCCCCGCACCGAUCGCUUGGGAGGAUGUGAAAGGUUACCUAGACCCGUCCGGGCCGGUGAUCUCCAAUUCCCCGGGCGAUGUGGACUUCGCAACCUUCACCCCUCGUGGCCGUACACGCGCAGCAUUCUACCUCUCCCAGGAAGGGAACGCGGUCGAGUAUAUCCUCCCUCCUGGGGAAGAGCCAGCGCCCUACGAUGCGAAGAAACAGCUCAAACCAUGGAGUAGGAUUGUGAUUAUCCACGGGACGAGUGAUAAGAUGGUCCCGUAUGAGGUGUCUACCCAGCUGGUGAAUGCGCUGAAGGAAGGAGGGAACGAGCAUCUGUUGAUCACUACGGAGGGAGAUCAUGGGUUUGAUUUGGGGGUUGACCCAGAGGAUGCGGAGGGACGGAAGCCGUUUGAGCAGGCGGUGGAAUGGCUCGGGAAGUUUCUUUGAGAAGAAAGUAAGAGCUAGAUUGUAGCGAUGUGCUCGUAUAC